Pseudomyrmex gracilis is the source of this 1395-nucleotide messenger RNA. RefSeq lists its product as uncharacterized. The coding region runs from base 1 to 1395 and encodes 464 amino acids. The transcript is spliced from 11 exons. NCBI's taxonomy places the organism in Eukaryota, Metazoa, Arthropoda, Insecta, Hymenoptera, Formicidae. Gene Ontology annotation, biological process: sensory perception of smell; detection of chemical stimulus involved in sensory perception of smell. Gene Ontology annotation, molecular function: olfactory receptor activity; odorant binding. Gene Ontology annotation, cellular component: plasma membrane. The record is from RefSeq and is a predicted model, not a curated record.
AUGGAUUUCUUAGACACGCGAUUUUUUAGGAUCAACAAGCUCUUCCUGUCUUUCGUAGGUCUCUGGCCGUAUCAAACGUCCUUCAUGAAAGCGCUGACUCUUUCGUUUGCUAUAUUUGGCAUCGGUAUAAUGUGUUUGCCGCAGAAGCCGAACACUGCUGAGAAUACUGCUUCACAGAAGUUUCUUUCCGUGCACACUCUCGGCUGGAAGAAUGUUCGUCAUGUCGCUAACUAUGUGCAGUUCGGCGGUUGGCCGUAUCAAUCCAAGAAGUGGAAGAUAUUGUUACCAUGUUUGAUAACUGUCUNGCANUCCACCAUCAUCGCAACUCAGGUGCUUUUGNUGCUAUACAAUUGGAACNAUUUGAGCGUAGUUGCUGAAAGUAUAGUUAUGAAUAGCAUGUUUGUGGGCGCUACUAUAAAGUUAAUUAACAUUUGUGUGAAUAACGACAAGUUUCGUUAUUUGUUGCAACGCAUGGACAAGCAUUGGCAGAUGUUUCACAGCCAAUGCGAGCUUGACAUUUUGCGACACUACGCUGAUAUCGGUAACAAAGUGACGAAAUAUUACGCAAUAUUCAUUUACAGUAUAAUUAUAGCAUUUAUGGUGAUACCGCUAACGCCGAAAAUCCUCGAUGCUGUAAUGCCGUUGAACGAAUCGCGCUCAGUUAUAUUUGUGUUCGAGGCCGAAUACGGGGGGGUUGAUAAAAUNAAGUAUUAUUAUCCUAUUUUGUUGCAUAGCUAUCUUGGUUUUUUACUCACCAUUGGGAUUAUGAUUAACGUUGAUACCUUGUACAUAGUGUUGACGUUGCAUGGUUGCAGUUUAUUCAAUGCUGUUGGCGUUNGUAUUGAAAAUAUUGCCAAUAACAUAUUUAACAAUAACGCAAAUGGAGCUGAACAUAAUUUCUUGAUAGAAAAACAUAAUCCUGCUACUUACAGUGAUUACGACGAGAUGAGAAUAUGUGUGAAGAAACAUCAACUCGCACUUGAAUAUACUUGCAUGGUAAACUCCAUGUUCACGCAUGUGAUGUUUGUCGUUCUGUUUUUGAACGUGAUGGUCAUGAGUAUGAUUGGAUUGCAAAUUCUUAACAAACUCGGACAAACGCAGGAAAUGAUAAGACACGGAGGCAUUGUUAUGGGAUCGAUCACGCAUCUUUUGUGCAUGUGUUUGCCCGGACAAAUGCUCAUCGACAAGAGCACAAGUAUAUUCGACAAAGUAUACAACUCACACUGGUACAUGUUUUCGCUGAAAACGAAAAAACUGAUGAGCAUAGUGCUUUCCCGAAGUUUCGUCUCUUGUACGCUCACUGCCGGAAAGAUGUACGUCAUGUCGAUGGCUAUGUGCAGCACAGCGGUGCAAACGGCUAUGUCGUAUUUUAUGGCGCUUUUAUCUCUGAGAUAA